UUGCAUUUCUGAAUCAAGCAAUGAUAAAAUGGAAGUUGACUCUAUAACGUUUUAUCCAACUGUCAAAGAAGAAGCAACCGCAGUGGAUGAUGAUGACUUUAACAUCACUAUAGUUCCAGUAGGGAACAGUGUCAUGCAGAUAUCAGAAAACACCUUGGCUAAUAUUGAUGAACAUUUGCAAGACGAUCAGAGUAUCAUUUCACAGGAACACAACUCAUCUCAGUUACACAACACAUCCAUGAAUGCUAUUGAGGAGUCUAUAUUUCAUCAUUCAGAAAAUGCAGCUUACCAAAUGCAGGUGGUUCUUCCAGAUAUAUCCUUAGGGGAUUCUCAGGAAUCGGACCCUGUUAAGGUUCCGGUCAUAAUUCAGGAAGGAGAUAACAAUGUCACAGAUUUUGCGGAUAAAAUGGUGGAGUUACAAGUAGAGAUGCAAGCUAGAGCAGCUUUCAAUCCAGCAGCUGAUGAGCAUAAAAAUGAACAGCAGAUUGCUCUGCAAACUAACUUGACCCCUCGUAACGCAUCUGAUAUUGAAACCAUUAUCUCAGCUUUGGAAGAGGAGCUUAAGAAAACAGGUUCAUCUGCAUCAGCAGAACCUAGUUUUAAAGAUAAUCUUAAAGUGGAGUCUGGUAUUGUGGAAGUGCAAGGAUCUUAUGAUGAUUCACAUAUACAAACUGUUCAGAUACUUGAGGGAGAGGAGAUUUUAGAAGUACAACAUGUAGGCAAUGUCAUUUGGUCUACAGGUGGUGAAGUGCAAAUUGUUGGCUCAUCCCAUGUGGUUGACGCCACCAGCACUGUUGAAGGCACUGUCGUGUAUGAAGGUCAGCCAGUAGAAGCUCAGUAUGAUGUUGUUGAGUAUGAGAUUUUGGCAGAUAAGAAGCUGAAAAGAGGAAGAAAGAAAAAAGCUAAAGAUGAAACAGGCAAUGUUAAGGCAGAAAUUGUUGAUCGUACUUGUCCAAUUUGUCAUCGAAUUCUGAAUUAUGCCUCAUCUAUGACAGGUGCAUUUCACAUUAUUUUGAUUUUGUUCCUUUCUUUUUUCAAUGCUGAUUAUGAGGGCCAUCCUUUCUUAAAUAUUUAUGUUCAUUUGUAAACUUUGUUGUUUACACAUUUUUGAAGUGUCUAAGAAAAUAAGCUUUAAUAAGAGAUAAGAAUGUCUUUCUACUGUCCAUCACAUAGGGGUUGUACAUUAAGGAUGUCCACAGAGACUGGGGGAGGGAAGGGUUGUUCUAAAGCAAGGAAAAGGGUCUUGUCUAAAAUAUUAAUUUUUUUAAUUUGCCAUAUACUGUUUUAUGCCCACCAUGGCUGAUCUACUUGCAAAAUUUUGAAAAAAAUUAUAAUCAUAAACCAAGAAUGUGGGAAAAUUUUCAUAAGGGAGAUAACUGUAAAUAUUUGGUUUAUUUAUCAACAAAUGUAAACAAUGUAAGUUUUUUCUCUUGUUGAUUAAUUUAAUGAUUUAUGUAAUGGACAUCCAUAUGCAAAAAAAAAGUAACAUAUUACACUUAUUGCAUCUAUCCUUUUUCGGCUCCCAUCCCCAUAUGUGCACACACAUUGAACUCUCAGAGGCGUGCCGCUGCCCAGCCCCCCCAAUGUUUCAUGGACUAUAAUGAAGUGUAAUGCAACUAAAUGUUCCUAAUGUGUAAGCAUAGCGCCCCCACCCCCACCCCCUCCAAUCACAGGGAGACAAUUUGUACUGCCGUAGGUUUUGUUAAACUUCGUGUCUUGGUCCCUCUCACUAACUUUAGCCCAGUGCAGCUGUUUGGUUAAGCCAAAUGAAAUGAUCAAGUCAAAAAAUAUGUCACACAAAGCUACAGUAUGUGGAUUAAUACAAACCAUUUUUGUUAUUUCAUUUAAGACACUAAAAAUUAAUUAAAUAUCAUGGAUUUCACAUAAUCUCCAAAAUCGAAAAUUCCCUCCUCCACAGUGCAUAGAUAAUCAAUGGAUGGACCCAUAUCAUACUGAUUUAGAAGUUUAAAUCUAAUGACUCUUUGCUCUUUAUAAUCAUUAUUAUACUUCCUGGCAUUUUGCACUGUUAAUUUCCAUAUGCCCCUGAGGAUGUCCACAACCGGGGUGGGGUGGGAUGGAGUGGGGUGGGGUGAGGUGACAAUGGAGGACAAGGGGAGGGGAGGUGUGGACAAAAAUCCUACUUUGUGCUGACUGCCUUCAUGGACAACCCCUUGCCUUUCAUUGCAUCAUCAACUUCAUUAUUUUAUAAUUUAUUUAGCAGAAAAGUUGCCAUAACGGUGUUAUAAAAUAACAUAAUUAACAUAACAAGUUUGUUUAGUAAUUCCAUUUUCAUGAAGGAUAUUUUAAAAUUUUCACUCAAGGGGACAAAUAACUUGAUUUAUAAUACUUAAAUAAAGGCUUUAAAAAAGGAUAUUGCAACUCUUUUGAAGUUAUGUACAUGGCGGAUAUUACUGACAAAGUUGAGUUACAUUUUGUCCUGGUGUCCACAUCUAAUGCUCCACAUGUCAUAAUCAUUUGCGUUAAUUUGAGAGCAAAUCUGAAAUGUGCAAAGCAUAAAAUUACUGAAUUGUGUAUGUACAUUCCAGCCCAUAUGAGGAUUCACACAGGAGUCCGACCUUACAGCUGUGGACAGUGUGAUAGAAGAUUUACCACCAAGGCCAACAGAGACAGACACGAAGCCACACAUGUGGGUCUCAAACCUUUCCAGUGUACCCAGUGCAGCAAAAGUUUCACAGAGAAACGUUCACUCAAAAUUCACACCCGGACACACACUGGGGAACGUCCAUUUGUGUAUGUGAUAUGCUUUAUAAUGUGCCAUUUGUACAUAAAUAAUUUUAAAAGUAUUUUCCAUAGUUAUCUCUCAGCAGCAUAUAAUCUAGAUCAGGGGCAUCAAAAUGUUUGCUACUUAAGAGCACCUUGAUGGCAGUAAUUCUGACAUUGAUGACCACUUAUAUUUCAAAGCCAAAUUUAAUGUGACAUAUAAUUAACUCACGUAAUACAUUAAUACAUUGAGUUAUUCAUCAAAGGGACAUCAAGCACAUAAGUCAAGGUCCACAAGAAAAAAAAUUAAGUUAAACAGCCAUCAAAGGGUUCUGACCGCAUUAUGUCCUGACUCUCCCCCCCCCUCUUUCCACUCCCCCCCCCUCUAUCCCCCCCCCCCCCCUCUUUCCCCUCCCCCCCCCCCCCUAAAUAUACCUUUGCAAUUUCGACAAAACCAGAAGCAUUGGAUUUAAAAUCUGUUCUCUAGUCAGACUCCAGCAGCUGUUUCUACUUUGCUAACCAUAGCCUGUUAAUGACAUGAACUUGCACCACCCUCACAUGAAAUCACACUUUUGUUUGGCAGUGGGAACUAGAGUUUAGCGGUGCCAUCAUAGAUAAAUAUAUACAUAUAAUCUUAGCUCUAUUUUUGUUUAUUGAAAAGGAUAUGAUGACUAAAUUUAUCUACUGUUGCAUGUUUAUUUAUGAAGACAUUUUAGAAAAUGCCUUUUCUGGUAGUUCUCUCAAGUAUUUUCAUGUCUAAAUUAGUUGACUGCUACCAUUCAAUCUUCGUACGAAUAAAAAACAUGGCAGCUGUAUCUCAAGUACUGGCAUGGGGUUUAUUAUUUCCCUGAAUGCAACUUUCUAAAAGUGGAUUCUGAUUAUUUUUCAUUCAACUAAGUAACCUGUUUUUAUUUCAUUAUAUGAUAACUCUAGGUGUACAGUGUGUGGCAGGGGCUUCACUCAGAAAUGCACCUUGAUUGUCCACAUGGAUCGGCACACCAACAAGAAAGGUCACCUCUGUGAUCUGUGUGGGAAAGCUUUCAGGCAAAAGUGUCAGCUGGAUGUCCACGUCAAGCGGCACAAGCGCCAGGCCAGUUACCCUUGUAACGAAUGCUCAACAAAGUGUUACACUAAAGGUACUGGAAGACUUCACUCCAAGUAAUUUUACCGAGGCAGUCAGUGUUGUUUUCACAGGGUCUAGUUCGAAAUGGUUUCAUGAAUGAGCACUGUUAUAGUGCUCAUUGUUUCAGUUUUGGAAGCUGUGUGAACCCAUUGAGACAGUGGAUUAUUAACAAUAAUAGUCAGGAGAACAAUCUUUUCACUUCAAAUCUAUAACACAAAAACUAAUUCCAAACAAUGAAUACCUACCAUUUAUUUUAACAUGCUGUGGGUGGCGGAAAACUAUAAUUGCUGACAAGCAUGUGUCCCUGUAUCUUAAUAGAAGCAAUGGUCUAAUACAUUUUUAAAUCAUAUUUUUAACGGGGAAAACAAAGCUAUUUUUGUCUUGAUUGUCAUUGCUUUGUAAACUAAAAAAGACAUCUAUAAUAAAAUUGAGUUCAGUGAAUAUUACUCUGUGCUAUCUUUUUUUCACAAUAGGAGAUCUGGUGAGGCAUAUGAUCAAACACACGGGUGAACGGCCUUUCCGAUGCCAAUUGUGCAGUAGAGCCUUCACCCGUAAACAGUAUCUGAUCGAUCAUGAGAACCAGCACUAUGGCCGUAAGCCUUACCGGUGUAGUGUGUGUUCAGCAACUUUUCAUGACAUGGGUUCCUGCCAUAGACAUCUAAGAAAGCACAAAGUAGGUCACAUCUUGUUCAUUCUAAUAUACAUGUACACAAUUAGCUUGUACAGCUGUGGAGUCAGUUAGCAAUGUAUGCAGUAUCAACAAUCUGGAAGCAAAGUGUCAUUUAAACACUUACAUUCACAGUAUUUUUUAAAAUAAAUAUCUUAGUGUUUAUAAUAUCAAUGAUAUUAGUAUUCAUAAAAAAGAAAAUGGCAAUGCGUGCAACUGUUUGAUUAGUUUAUUUCAAUAACAAUUGCUAAAAUUAUCCCACCAAUGACAGUUACCAAGUCCAGAGGUAGGUAAGACUACUUGCAGGCAGUUCUUAAGGCUCAAUUAUUGUCUAUUGUACACAAAAAUAUAACAGUGUAUAUAAAUAAAGCCCAAAAGGACAGCUACGAUACCAUUAACUAUUUUCAAAUCCAGCACUCUGCACUGAACUACCACGACUAAAGAGAACUUUCAACGCACUACACUGCCACUCUCAGAAUCCAAACCACACACUCUAACAUAUAUGAUCCCAACAUGCUGACAUGUUUACUGACAUUUAGACUUCAACCCACCACAAUUUAGCCCAUUACAGAAUACCAUUUACACCCCCACCCCACCCCCCUACCCCAACUCAAGACCAAAUAUACACAACCCAAGACAUGCUCACAAACCAGUUCUUAAAAAUGACCCUUUUUUUAUUGCAUGAACAUGAAUUCUUUGAUCUAUCAGAAAGCUGCAAGAUGAUGAUUGAUUUUUCAUUUGUAACAAUACUGCACAUUAUUUUCAAAAAAUGCUAACAAUCUUUAUCUUUACUUGAUACACAAAAAUUGUGUACCGUAUUAUAAUUUUUUUAACAAAUGAAACAAAAGUCAUGCUUGCACAGAUAAAAAAAAAUAUUUGUUUUCCUUGUUUGGCUUUAGUUUCCAUUUAGUCCAAAGAAAUAAAAAGUCUUGAGGCAAAGUUGUUUGUGUAAGUCCUGUAAAUAUGGAGAGGACUUCAUUCAGGUUGAAGGAAUAGGAAAUAUACCAAAACACAGGGCUUCUUGGUUCUAAAAAAUCUUCUAACCAUUUAUGUGCAGCAGGAUGAGGAAGGGGAGAACAGCAAAGGACCAAUAAAGUCAGCACUUCUCAGUAGCACAGACUUUCAUAGGAUCCUGGAAGGCACUCAAAUAGGACAGGUGGGUUACCGGGGCAAACGUUAAGAUGUUCAUUUUUUUUUUUUUAAGUUACAAAUAUUUAAGAUUUAAGUGGAAGGAAAAUAAAAUGACAAAAUAAUUUGAUUAUUCAUUAGGAUGGAAAGAUAACCUAGCUGGCCAUUUAGUAUUUUAAAAGUAGAAUUGCCCAAUAAAGACCGUAUCAUUUUCAGAUCUUGUUUACUUGCCCUACUCAACACUAUUGUUUUGUUGGUUACAGAUUCUCAAAUUAGAUGACGGUUCAGAAGCUCUUGUGAAAGCAGUGACGGCUGAAGCUGAUGGCAGCACCGUCUAUCAUAUCACAUGCCUGGGGAGAUCAGGCAAAGGAGAAAAGAUGGAUGAAUCUGCAGCAUUUAAUGAAUCCCCUGAUGAAACGGCGACGCAGGAUGGAAACACAGAGGUCAGCGACUGACAAAGACCGACCAAUACACCAGAUCUUCUGCCCAAAAAGAUUGGUUUGCUUAUAAAGACCCAUGACUUGAUCACGGAAGGAUUUGUACAAUAUAGGAAUCAUGCAAACAAUACUUCGAUAUAACACAAGAGACCAAAGAUGAUGAAGUUUGUUUUGUUUCUGUUAAUUGGAACUGACCGAGGGAUAACUUGUUUCGAGGCCAAAAUAACAAUCUGCACUAAUAACAAUUUGUUCUUUGUUUAUGCUACCUAUUGUAAUUGAUAUUAUUCAACACCUACUGCACCAAAGUCUCAGAUUAUCUAUUUCUUUUAAGCGCCAAUGGCAUUUUUUUGGUGCCAAAAUGGUUAAAAAUUAUUUUCUUCAAACAUUAUAGAGUUACAGUUCUAAGUUGAAAAAAAACAAAACUUUCUAUUUUGGUGUGCAACCGAAAUAGAUUUUUUAAUGCUAUUUUUAACAGUAAUUUUUGUGACUUACUUAAAAUGUGAAAAUGAAAUAGUGUGCAUCCAUGUAUUUAAGGUCAACGUUUUAUUUACACGUAGCUGUAAAAAAGUGGAAAUAUUAAAAUAAAUGUCCUGGAGGAUGCCGUACCAAAACUGAUGUAGUGGUGAAGGGUAAAGCACCGUGAAGCUGUAAGUGUUGAUAACUCCAGACACAAAAAUCCUCAUUUAACUUUUUACAGUACGGAUGAAUGUUUGCUCUCAAUGCAAUGGAUAAUUGCGCUCUCUAUUUCUUCAUUCCAUGAAAAGUUUUAGACAGGCAGAAAUUGUCUGUUUUGCUGAUGUCAGACACUAGCAAGGCAUUGUGUCAGUCCAAGUUGCAUCAGUCAGUGGGGUCUCUGGUGCAUUAUUAAAUGCUUACUACUCUGGUCCUUUCUUUCAUUGUAAUUUAUCAAACUUCAGGUUUCAUCAUUGCCAUGAUUGAGAGAUGUCACAGAUGGAAUUGGGGAGAAACAGUGCCUUGAAAACAAGUGGAUUUUGCCAGUAUGCAAACCAGCAUAUUGUUAUUAUUUCAAAAGUUAAUUUUGAUCCCAGGGUUUUCUUACAUGUGGAGGCAUAUAAAAAAAAAUGGGGGAAUAUCAUUUUUACAUACAGCUCAGCAGUUGAUUGUCUCGUGUCAUUUUAUGUUAUCUUAUAUAAUAAAAUAGGUUUCAAAUAGUGAAUGUUUAAAUGUGGCUUUAAAUGACAGUGACAGUUGGUUGCAACUGACAAGGGAGACAACCUGGUAUUAUAGAAUUCUUGUACAUUGGUUGACACCAAACAGUUAAUAGCUGGUUAUUAUUCCAUGUGACACUCUUCAUUCACCUUGACAUGUCAACAUAAUGUGACAUUCCCUUCAGCCUGACAAGACAAGAAACCAACAAAUAAGAUUGACUUAACUCGGUGGAUGGCAACCCAAAGAAUAGAUGCAGCUCUUUUUUUUUAAAAAACCAACUAAUCUACAUCUAUAAUGACAUUUAAACAAUCUGCCCUUGCCUGGGGCUCCAAAAAAAUUUAUAAAAUGUCUCAAAAAUGGUUGUCUUCCCAUAACAUAACUCUAAUAAAUUCUUAUAUUUAUAUAUUGAACAUAAAUUUGAAUCUUGUGUUUACUAAAAGAAUAUUUUUGAAAGUUAGAGUACCGCUCUCAGCUGGAACCUUGAUGAAAAGGUUGAGGUCAUGUUAAAAUAAGUGUGUUGCUCUCAUGUCCACCAGAAAUAUCUUUGAGUUCGGGGAAUGUGUUGGUUUUUUUGGGGCUGCCUUUUAAUCACAGCUUUUUAAUAACCAUUUUGCUACUCAAUGAAACUUUGGGCAUUCAGCAUUGUUAUUGUUUUUUAUUGUUAUGGUGAAGCUUGUACUUGUUAAAAAGAGUUCUUUUUUUUUUGCCUGAGGUUACACAUUUCUCAUUUUUUGUAAAUAUAUCCAUUUCUUUAGCUAAAACUCUAAAAGUAUCAAAGAAAUGGAGACAUUGCAAUGAAAUCUACCCAAUGACCUAGUUAUGUUAUGCUUAUUGGACAUCAUAAAUACUGCCAACAUAUUGACAUUGGCUAUUUUCAUAAUUUAUUGUGUACAUUAUGUGAAUUUUCAUUGGUUUUCUGAUAAAAUAACCGAAA
Messenger RNA from Lymnaea stagnalis (great pond snail), 8180 nucleotides. The record is from the annotation of a GenBank genome assembly. NCBI's taxonomy places the organism in Eukaryota, Metazoa, Mollusca, Gastropoda, Lymnaeidae.